Messenger RNA from Nycticebus coucang (slow loris), 423 nucleotides. RefSeq names its product mitochondrial ribosomal protein L52 (gene MRPL52). NCBI's taxonomy places the organism in Eukaryota, Metazoa, Chordata, Mammalia, Primates, Lorisidae. The coding region runs from base 22 to 357 and encodes 111 amino acids. Gene Ontology annotation, biological process: mitochondrial translation. The transcript has 5 exons. Gene Ontology annotation, cellular component: mitochondrial large ribosomal subunit. Gene Ontology annotation, molecular function: structural constituent of ribosome. The record is from RefSeq and is a predicted model, not a curated record.
UUCCGUCUACUUCAAAUCAGCAUGGCCCCUUUAGGGAUUAUGCUCUCGAGUGUCCGUAGGCUGCACUGCAGCGCAGCGGCUUGGGCAGGCGGCCAGUGGCGACUCCAACAGGGCCUGGCUGCCAACCCCUCCGGCUAUGGGCCCCUUACGGAGCUACCAGACUGGUCGUACGCAGAUGGCCGCCCUGCUCCCCCAAUGAAAGGCCAACUUCGAAGAAAAGCCCAAAGGGAGCAGUUUGCAGUAAGUAAGACGAGUCGUACUGCUGUCACAGGAAAUGGAUGCUGGAUUACAGACAUGGCAGUUCAGGCAGCAGGAGAAGUUGCAGGAAGAAGAAAGGAAGCAGAAAAAUGCUCUUAAACCCAAAGGGGCUUCACUCCAGAGCCCACUUCCAAGUCAAUAAAAAAUAACUCUUGCUACCCUUCC